Phyllopteryx taeniolatus (common seadragon) is the source of this 3327-nucleotide messenger RNA. RefSeq names its product protein L-Myc-1b-like. The record is from RefSeq and is a predicted model, not a curated record. Gene Ontology annotation, biological process: regulation of transcription by RNA polymerase II. Gene Ontology annotation, molecular function: protein dimerization activity; RNA polymerase II cis-regulatory region sequence-specific DNA binding; DNA-binding transcription factor activity, RNA polymerase II-specific. The transcript is spliced from 4 exons. The coding region runs from base 438 to 1505 and encodes 355 amino acids. NCBI's taxonomy places the organism in Eukaryota, Metazoa, Chordata, Actinopteri, Syngnathiformes, Syngnathidae.
CCGAGGUGUCCGACCCCGCCCCUGAUGCAAACCAAGUCUUCCCCGCUUGGAAGCUGGCGAGGAGGCCCCCCCACAUCAAGGUCGCCCCCUCCCGCGCCUCUUAUAACCGGAUUUCUACUGGCGCGAAAAAGCCACUGCGGGGCGGAACCGCAGCCUGCAACUUGCAACUUGUUGGCCUUCUUCUACACGACAACUAAAAGCAAACGAAAAACAACAACAACAACGAAAAAAGACAACUCGCCCGCUCUACCAGUGGAUUUGCCAUUGCUUGGAAUUUUCCGAGUCGAAGCCGGCUCGUUGGAGUUGCGACCGGAGCGUUCUCGUCGCCAGUCGAGAGGAGUUAGCGUCGAAAUCUAUAUGUAGAACAUGAUGUCAUAGCCACAUGUUCAAAAGGACGAAACCCAAAGAGGACUUGAGUUGGAAUUUUUAGCCGAACAAUGGAGUUGGACUGUUACCAGCACUAUUUUUUCGAGGACUUUGACACCGAGGAGGAUUUCUACAAGUCAACCGCUCCGAGCGAGGGCAUUUGGAAAAAGUUCGAGCUUCUGCCCACCCCUCCCAUGUCGCCCAUCCGGACUCUGCAGAGCAGCGACGGCCUGAGCUGGUUGUCCCGAGUCCUGGGUCCGGACGACGAGUGGGAGGGUCAGGGGCUCUUCCGCAACCUCAGCUCCAUCAUCAUCCAGGACUGCAUGUGGAGUAGUUUCUCUGCCAGCAAGCAGCUGGAGAAGGCAGUCCACGGGAGGCAGACGGCUCCGCCUCGGCCUCCCGGAGCUCCCCCGGUUCCGCAGAUCCUCGCGAGGCCGAGCAAUGCGCACUGCGUCUCGCCGAGCGCUCACCUCCCCACGUCGGACUGUGUGGACCCUGCGGCUGUUCUCACAUACCCGGCAAGUAGCUGCAGGAGGACGGCGUCAUCUGGCUCCGAGUCCCGGACCGACUCCUCCGAUGAUGAAGAGGAAAUUGAUGUUGUCACCGUGGAGAGCAAACACAACCAGGUCCGACUGGCGAGUGUCCGUAAGCCGGUGACCCUCACGGUGCGUGCGGACCCCUGCCCCAAACGCUUCCACGCCUCGGUUCACCGGCAGCAGCACAACUACGCUGCCCGCUCCCCCGACAGUGAGCCCGACGACGAUGACGACAACGAAGACGAGGAGGAGGAUGACGAGGAGGAGCUCCAAAGCAAACGUACGGGCCUGGCAUCCAGCCGUCCCACCUCCCCCUCGGGAAGCUCCUUGAACUCUGAUACGGAGGACACGGACCGCAGAAAGAACCACAACUUCCUGGAGAGGAAGAGGAGGAACGACCUGAGGUCCAGGUUCUUGGCCCUGCGGGAUCAGAUCCCGGGUCUGGAGUCGGCCAAGACCCCUAAGGUUGCCAUCCUGACCCACGCCACGGAAUACCUCACGGAGCUGCACGCCAAGGAGAAGCGACACCUGCAGGAGCGCAAACGCCUCAAAGCCCGCCAGCAGCAUCUGCUGCGCAGGUUAUCUGUGCUGAAGCGUUCUUGAACCUGCAUGAACCUGCAGAUAGGAACUUUUGUCACUUUUCCAAAGCCACAAUUUUUGUAUGACAACAUGGCUCAUGUACCGUAUUUUCACGACCAUAAGGCGCACCGUAUUAAAAAACGCAGUCUCAGUUACGGGGUCUAUUUCUAUAUUUAACACAAAAAUAAGGCGCACCGUAUUAUUGGGCGCAGGCAUGGUAAAACACAGUGGGAGCAAAACUGAGUUCGGUUGUACUUUAUUGAAGUAUUUAACAAUGUACUCAUCAAUCCUCAUCCACAAAUCCAUCAAAGUCCUCAUCUUCUGUAUCCGAAAUGAACAGUUGGGCAAGUUCUCCAUCAAACAUGCCGGCUUCCCUCUCGUAGUCGUCGGAGUCAGUCUCGUUGCCGGGGGGGCUGUUCAGCAAUGAUGCCGGCUUUCGCGAAACCUCGGACAACAGUCAAAGCGGAUACCUUAGCCCGGGCAUCCACAAUCCACUCACAUAUGGUGGCGUAACUUGCCCGGCGAUAGAUGGAUAGACUGCUCCGUUUCAUAAAACAAAAGCACCAAGACGGACCUCCUUGAAAAUGUUCGAUUUUCAUUUCUUCUGCAAGCGUUAUUGCCCUCAGUCGAAUGGUGACUGUAGAGACGCUUCUCACGGCUGUUCUUUGCUCAUUAAUCCAUUGCUCGAGUUGGUCUUCCAACUCGGGCCAACUCGCUUUGUUUCCGCGGAAACUCAGCUUCGUCUUCUUGACUUGGCGAAACUCGUUUUCCUCGCGGCUCCGGCUGCUCGAUUCCCAUGUUCCUCCGCGUAACUGAUAGCUUGCAGUUUAAACUGUGUUUCGUAAGCAUGUCUCUUCGUAGGUGCCAUUUUCGGGGGUCCUUAGCUAAACCGAUGUUGUUUUGCACAAUGCACAUACCGGCGCUAUAUACCUACUGAGGGCGUGUCUUGAGCGUCCUCUUUCACGCGCACCCUUCCCCCUUUAACGUCCGCAUGCUGUCCUCAGUCAUGUCCGCCUUUCCUCUAUAUAAGCAGCGUGUCGGCAGGAAUUGCUCCCAGUCAGUCAAGCUCAUCAAAGUCACACAACAACAUUUACAGAUUUUGGAACUCGGUGCACACAUAAGGCGCGCCACAUUAUAAGGCGCCCCGUCCAUUUUGGAGAAAAUGUAAGACUUUUUAGUGCACCUUAUGCUCGUGAAAAUACGGUAAAUAGCCUCCAGUUAUGUUUGGAAUACUUUCAUCAUUUUGUAGCAGAAUUGUAGACCUAAACCUGUCAUCGACAGUAGGGUUGUCUGAUCUCAGUGUGUGGGGUUUCUCUCCUGUUUUGCACAGUUAUAUAGUGAGGGUAACGCAAAAGAUGUUUGUAGAUAUGACAGCAGAUGUUUUCUGGUAUGCUGUGAUGGGAGCUGAGGGACUCUCUGUGUUACCUGGUGUGACAUAUAUAUGAUAAUAUGUGCGGAAUCGAGCUGAGAUGACUUCAUUCCAGCGUUGCACAUUCAUAAUGGAUUGGAGUGCCAUGGAUGGUGCGAGUGUGUGAGCUGCUUUGUUUUGUUUUUUUUUGUGUGGAUGUUCAUAUUUCUCUGUAAAUAAUAGCUUAUUGCUCCCGGUGGAGGAGCAUAACAAAACCGAGCUUUACUCUUCUGUAUGAUUUCCCACCAGGCAUUGAGGAGCCUCUAUUUUGUUAAGAAAAUGUGGAGUAAAAAAAGCAAAAAAAGAGUUUGAUAAGUGGCACUGCUGUACUUUAUACUCACACGUCACUUUGUGAUCGCAAUGCAGCUCCUGAUUUUGGUUGAUUCUAAAGCAUGCUCAUUCAACAACAUUAAAUUUUGAUACCAGAUUUGCAACCAA